Molecule: messenger RNA, 530 nt
Organism: Mesocricetus auratus (golden hamster)
Lineage: Eukaryota; Metazoa; Chordata; Mammalia; Rodentia; Cricetidae
Product: programmed cell death protein 5
Exons: 1
Coding region: 33-410 (125 amino acids)
Cellular component (GO): cytosol; nucleus
Molecular function (GO): DNA binding
Source: RefSeq, a predicted model, not a curated record
GACGGAGGGACGGAGGGACGGCCGGCCGCGCCAUGGCGGACGAAGAGCUCGAGGCGCUGAGGAAGCAGAGGCUCGCGGAGCUGCAGGCCAAGCACGGGGACCCUGGUGAUGCAGCCCAGCAGGAGACAAAGCAAAGGGAAACAGAAGUGAGAAACAGUAUCUUAGCCCAAGUUCUGGAUCAGUCAGCCCGGGCCAGGUUAAGUAACUUAGCGCUUGUAAAGCCUGAAAAAACUAAAGCGGUAGAGAACUACCUCAUACAGAUGGCACGGUAUGGACAACUGAGCGGGAAGGUGUCAGAACAAGGUUUAAUAGAAAUACUUGAGAAAGUCAGCCAACAGACAGAAAAGAAGACAACAGUUAAAUUCAACAGAAGAAAAGUAAUGGACUCGGAUGAAGAUGACGAUUACUAAGAGGACAUGCUUAGACAGCCUUACGGAGCAGUGUCUAGGGCAGUUACAACCUUUAAAUGUUUACUUUGUUUAUUAUCUCUAUAUGCCUUUUGAAAAAAUAAACUUGUUACUCAAACUAAA